This is a messenger RNA of Micropterus salmoides (largemouth bass), 1678 nucleotides long. RefSeq names its product OXA1L mitochondrial inner membrane protein (gene oxa1l). NCBI's taxonomy places the organism in Eukaryota, Metazoa, Chordata, Actinopteri, Centrarchiformes, Centrarchidae. The transcript has 11 exons. Gene Ontology annotation, molecular function: membrane insertase activity. The record is from RefSeq and is a predicted model, not a curated record. Bases 37 to 1557 code for a protein of 506 amino acids. Gene Ontology annotation, biological process: mitochondrial respiratory chain complex IV assembly; protein insertion into mitochondrial inner membrane from matrix. Gene Ontology annotation, cellular component: mitochondrial inner membrane.
CUCCUCGCACUUUCCGUAGUUUGUCGUUUUCCCAACAUGGCUGCCAUCAGGAGCGGGGUGACUCCGGGCUGCCUAGCAAGAUGUUUCCUGAGACAGACUGGAAAACCGAGCCGGGGCAACCAUCACCUCUCAGACACCUGGAACCACCGGUUGCUCCAAAGGUCCCAUCUGCACACGGUGUUUGAGUGUCGCAGUCCUGCCACCAGGACUCUGCUGGGUCGCCGACAGCACGGGAAGUUCCUCUGGGUGAACGCCGUGGCAGUCAGACACAACAGCUCACAGAUGCCACCUGAGGGUGGCGUCGUGGCAGCUCCAGUGAUGGAGGCUUCUGACGGCCCUCCAGUCUCUCUGCCCGCUGACCCCGCCUCUAUCAUUGCACAACCAAUCACUGAUCAGAUCCCUAUUGAAACAGUUUCCAUGUCAGCACCAGUAGUGGACAUCUCUCCUCCACCUCCAGUUGUGGGUCCUUCUCCAGAGCUUGUGUCCGCUGACCUCACCCCUGUUUUAACACAACCAAUCACUGAGCAGAUAGCCGAUGCUGCACCAACUGCAGUGGAGGUCCUGCAGGCCGCAGAAGCCACUUUAGCAGAGCUGGGACUGGCCGGCAACACGCCAGUGGGGUUGAUCCAGAACUUGUUAGAGUUCAUGCACUUAGAUCUUGGCAUGCCCUGGUGGGGGGCCAUUGUUGUAGGAACAGUGUUGGCUCGUUUGGCUGUGUUUCCAGUCAUAGUCAAGGGCCAGAGGGAGGCGGCCAAGUUGAACAACGUUCUGCCUGAGAUGACCAAACUCACUGCCAGGAUGACUGAGGCCAAACAGAGUGGAAACAAAUUUGACUUUGCCAAAGCGUACUCUGACCUGAACUUGUUCCAGAAGAAGCACGACGUAAAUCCUCUCCGUGGCUUCCUUGUUCCUUUGGUGCAGGCACCAGUCUUCAUCUCUUUCUUCAUCGCACUGAGGAAGAUGGCCUAUCUGCCGGUGCCCAGCUUGCAGACAGGAGGCCUUCUCUGGUUUACAGACCUGACAGCAGCAGAUCCUUUUUAUAUCCUGCCUUUGGCCGUCACUGGAACCAUGUUCUUCAUCCUGGAGCUGGGAGCAGAGUCUGGUGUUGACAACCCCAAUCUGCGAGCCAUGAAGACGGUGUUCAGGAUCAUGCCCUUCGUCAUCCUCCCCCUCACUAUCAACUUCCCCACGGCGGUGUUCACCUACUGGCUGACCUCCAACUGCUUCUCCUUGGCUCAAGUCGCCCUGCUCAGACACCCCUUGAUCAGAGAUAAGUUGAGAAUCCCGGAGAGGAUCAAACACCCGGCCUCCGCCCUGCCCCAAAAUGACGGCUUCAUCGAAAGCAUGAAGAAGGGCUGGAAAAACGCUCAGCUGGCCCAGCAGCUGGAAGAGAGAGAACGAAGAAUCAAAAAUCAUCUGGACCUCGCUGCUAAAGGUCCGCUGAGGCAGACUUUUACCCACAAUCCCCUCCAGCAGAACCCACCCAUGGCUGCUGCAUCGGCUAAAGGCAAGCCAGCUAGUGGCAAGGCGAGGCCAUGGAAGGACACUAUUGGAUAGAUCAGACUGGCUAGUAGCUUGACGGCAUAAUGAUUUAUGUACAUAUUUAUGAAUGGAAAAGAGGACAAAGGUUGUCAUUAUGUAUUGUUCUAAUUAAAAUGUAAAAUCUGCCUCAAAACAA